Symbiodinium sp. CCMP2592 is the source of this 1461-nucleotide messenger RNA. The record is from the annotation of a GenBank genome assembly. Lineage: Eukaryota; Dinophyceae; Suessiales; Symbiodiniaceae.
AUGCAUGCAUCUGCAAUCGACAAGGCAGCUCUGCAAUCUCAUGUGAAAGCUGAAGCGUCUUCACUGGGCUUUCAGCUUGGCUGGAGCGUGUUGCUCGUCAUUGCGGCUCCAUGUGACCACCCGCACUACAAGCAGAAUCCGUCGGAAUGCUUCAACCUGUGCGACUCACCCACACUGCUCACUCGCAGCAACAUGCAUGCAUCUGCAAUCGACAAGGCAGCUCUGCAAUCUCAUGUGAAAGCUGAAGCGUCUUCACUGGGCUUUCAGCUUGGCUGGAGCGUGUUGCUCGUCAUUGCGGCUCCAUGUGACCACCCGCACUACAAGCAGAAUCCGUCGGAAUGCUUCAACCUGUGCGACUCACCCACACUGCUCACGCGCGGCAACAUGCAUGCAUCUGCAAUCGACAAGGCAGCUCUGCAAUCUCAUGUGAAAGAUGAAGCGUCUUCACUGGGCUUUCAGCUUGGCUGGAGCGUGUUGCUCGUCAUUGCGGCUCCAUGUGACCACCCGCACUACAAGCAGAAUCCGUCGGAAUGCUUCAACCUGUGCGACUCACCCACACUGCUCACGCGCGGCAACAUGCAUGCAUCUGCAAUCGACAAGGCAGCUCUGCAAUCUCAUGUGAAAGCUGAAGCGUCUUCACUGGGCUUUCAGCUUGGCUGGAGCGUGUUGCUCGUCAUUGCGGCUCCAUGUGACCACCCGCACUACAAGCAGAAUCCGUCGGAAUGCUUCAACCUGUGCGACUCACCCACACUGCUCACGCGCGGCAACAUGCAUGCAUCUGCAAUCGACAAGGCAGCUCUGCAAUCUCAUGUGAAAGCUGAAGCGUCUUCACUGGGCUUUCAGCUUGGCUGGAGCGUGUUGCUCGUCAUUGCGGCUCCAUGUGACCACCCGCACUACAAGCAGAAUCCGUCGGAAUGCUUCAACCUGUGCGACUCACCCACACUGCUCACGCGCGGCAACAUGCAUGCAUCUGCAAUCGACAAGGCAGCUCUGCAAUCUCAUGUGAAAGCUGAAGCGUCUUCACUGGGCUUUCAGCUUGGCUGGAGCGUGUUGCUCGUCAUUGCGGCUCCAUGUGACCACCCGCACUACAAGCAGAAUCCGUCGGAAUGCUUCAACCUGUGCGACUCACCCACACUGCUCACGCGCGGCAACAUGCAUGCAUCUGCAAUCGACAAGGCAGCUCUGCAAUCUCAUGUGAAAGCUGAAGCGUCUUCACUGGGCUUUCAGCUUGGCUGGAGCGUGUUGCUCGUCAUUGCGGCUCCAUGUGACCACCCGCACUACAAGCAGAAUCCGUCGGAAUGCUUCAACCUGUGCGACUCACCCACACUGCUCACGCGCGGCAACAUGCAUGCAUCUGCAAUCGACAAGGCAGCUCUGCAAUCUCAUGUGAAAGAUGAAGCGUCUUCACUGGGCUUUCAGCUUGGCUGGAGCGUGUUGCUCGUCAUUGCGGCCUCCAUGUGA